Messenger RNA from Maniola jurtina (meadow brown), 2020 nucleotides. RefSeq names its product targeting protein for Xklp2. The transcript has a single exon. Lineage: Eukaryota; Metazoa; Arthropoda; Insecta; Lepidoptera; Nymphalidae. Gene Ontology annotation, cellular component: spindle; microtubule. Gene Ontology annotation, biological process: regulation of mitotic spindle organization; activation of protein kinase activity. The record is from RefSeq and is a predicted model, not a curated record. The coding region runs from base 204 to 1613 and encodes 469 amino acids.
UUUCAUGUAUAUAUCUUGUAAUGGCAACCUCGACAACCAUAGAGACAUCAUCUCACUUGACAGUACCCAGCAGUUAUCGUUUAAAAUUUAACGGUUUCCAAUUAAUUCUCCGUGCGAAACUGUAAACUGUGAUUUGAGAAGUUUGGGAAUAAAAUUUUAAAAUUGUAAUCAAGUUUCUAUUGUUGGUGCUCGGCUAAGAAAAAAUGUCCAGAAAGCAUAUUACUGAUUUUCGAGGAGAAAUGGUGUACACGCCAAACGGAAGACCAUUUAAAAUAAAAGACGAGUUAGUUUCACCAACUGACGAAGGAUUUUUGGAGUCGGGUGAUUAUAGCUUUGAAAAUUUUAACUGCAAGAUGAGAAAAUCGCUGUCAGUGGGUGACUUAUCUACGUUAAAGCAAGACACUUACAGAAGAAGCAGAAAACAAUCUUGUACGCCAGAGCCAUCGAAAACUAAGUUUGUGUCCAUAGCUGAAUCCAUCUACCGCUUUCAGAGAGAUACGCCUGACCGUUUUCAUACUUGGAAGCGUAGUACGUUUGUUGGACAAGCAUCAUUUGUUCCUCAUGGCCUCACUCGCCCUCAGUCACCCAAACUUAGGUGUAAGGAUCGUGCCCGUUCACAUCACAUUCUGUCACAAAAGGAGAAAGAAGAAUUAGAAUUAGAGGAAAUAAGGAAAUCUAAAAUCAAAGCGAACCCCAUACCCAAAUCCGUAAUUGAAGGGCCCAAAAACUUACCUGAGAUUCAAAGAAAACCAAUCACAGUGCCCGAGCCAUUUCAAUUGACAGAAGUUAUUAAAAAGCCACCCCCUUCUCCAGAAUAUGUUUAUAAUUUUAAAGCUCGACCUGCGCCCAAACACAUCCUUGAGAAGCCAAAAGUAGAUCCGAUCAAGUCUCCUGCACCAGUGACUAAGGCAGUGAGCCCUAAAUUCCAUUGUAAAAAAGCAAAACCUGUUGAUUGUCUAAAAAGUAACUUGAAAAAAAAUGAAAAUCAACCCAACAAGUCAGAGAAACACAUCAAGACCCUGAAACAUCAUGGCCCCGUCAAACCAGAACCGUUCUCAUUUGAAAAAAGAGAUGAGGAGUUAAAACGCAAGCAUGAGGAAAAUAUUAAACGCCAACUGGAAGAGGAACGAAAGCUUGCGUCUCAGUUUAAAGCCCAACCAUUGCCUGCAGGAGUUAAAAAGAGAAUGCAAAUUAUAACCAAUAGGACUGCUGCAUCUUCCAACUCAUCGGAGAACAAAGAAAAUUGUGUAAAGUUUGAGGCAAAACCACCUGUGGUUUUAUAUAAGAAACCCUUCAAGCCAGUUCUACAAACAACUCAAACAAUGGCUAAGCCUUUUGACUUGGCAACAGAGAAAAGAGCAACAGAGAGGGAGCAGUUUGACAAGCUGUUGAAAGAGAAAGAGGAAGAAAAUAAAAAAUAUAUUCAGCAAAAAGAAAAAGAGCAACGGGAGGCAGAGGAAAAGGCCCUACAAGAACUGAGAGCUAAACUAGUGCACCACGCAAAACCUAUCCCCCCAUUAGUUCCUAACCUUCCGGAAAAGCUUAAUAUACCUCUCACAGUUCCCGAAACACCCAAGUUUGUUAGGAGACUAAAAAAUAAAAAAGUUUGUUAGUGUAUAUAUCUAAUUGAUGAUAUUUUAAAUAUAAUAAUUAUGACUUUAUUUUUAUAACAAUUUUAAUUUAAAUAUUUUUUGUGAUAAACUAGGAAAGAGCCACAAGAAGGGAGAGCUAAAGUAAUGCACCACAUAAAACCUAUUCCUCCAUUAGUUCCCAACCUUCCAGAAAAGCCUAAUAUACCUCUCACAGUGCCUGAAACACCCAAGUUUGUUACAAGACUGAAAAAUAAAUAGUUUAUUAGUCUAUAUUCAAUUUUUCACACUUACUAAUUAUGACAAUUAACUAAUUAAAAUUAGUUUUAUUUAAAAAAAUAUUAUGACUUAAUUUUGACAUUUUUAAUGUAAUUUUACUUAGUAAUAGUAAUUUAGAUUUGUAUUUUUGUAAUAAAUAUGUAUGGAAUAAU